AAUGAGGUUCCUUUCCCCGCAUGCAAGGGCUAUUUCUCGGUCUUACACCAGCAGUACAAGUUUGUCGUGGACGGGCCAGGUAUAAUAAAGAAAGGCUAUGAACAAUUUAAGAAUGGCUUGUUCGAGAUCCCGCGCACAUUCCGCUUUGGUCAGGUCAUAUUAUGCCAGCCGGAGUUGAUUGAAGAACUAAGAAAUACACAGAGCACUCUUGUUUCCCCAGAGCCAUGGAUUGACCAGGUACGGGUUUUGGGUGGAUUCUCUAUGUGUAGGUUAACAAAUAUUCUACAGCUGCUUCAAAUCUCUCAUGUUAUGCCUGGAUAUUUUCCCGCGGGAAUGGGAUGGCCAAAAAUUGCUAAGACUACUCCUGGUUUGAUUCGUGCCACAGUCUACAAACACUUGCAUCGAUACAUGCCAUCCAUAAACCAGGCAAUUAUCUCGCAACUUCAGACGCUAGAAUUCAAAGAUGGGGAAUGCAACGUUGGCUGUUUCGACUUGGCAUACUCGAUCGUAGCCCGCAGUGGCAGUUUUGCUCUUGUCGGCUCGCGGCUUUCUCGGAAUGAGGAAUAUCUCAAAGCUGUCAAGGAUCACAUCCUUGGAAUGAUAGUGACCACUCGUGUACAAUUCCUUGUUCCAGAUUGCUUGAAACCCUACAUUGGUGGCCUCAUCAGCCGCCUCGCCACUUUUAGGACUAGUUGGGAUAUGCACGCCUCGCGUAAGAUUAUGCUCAAGCACUUCGAUGCACGUGCAGCAGAAUAUCACGCCGAGAUAUUUAGUAGAACUGGACCUAGUGAGACCAAUCUCGAUGACUCGGACAGUCCGGUUGAAAUAUUCCAAUGGCUGUAUGAGAGCAGUGUCCUUCGGGACCGAUGGACAUAUUCAGAGGUGAUAGGUGAAAUGUUGCUUCUACAAUUUGCAUUUAUCUACACCACGUCCUAUGGACUUUAUGGCGCCCUGGUUGAACUAGCUCGACAACCCGAGUAUAUUGCACCCCUGCGCGAGGAAAUCGAUUUGAUUUUCUCUAAAAUGGGACCAACUGUUCCAGCAUGUGAUGGUAUGGUUUUGACGGACAGUUUCCUAAAGGAGUGCCAGCGGCUGCAUCCCCCUUCAGCGCUCUCGGCUCAUCGGGUCUGCGUUAAUGACCUCAAACUUUCUAACGGGACUACCCUGAAGCAAGGGUCCCACGUUGCCGUCCCAAGCGGAAUCAUCCAACGAUCCAGCGAGCACUAUGCGAAUCCCGACGCAUUUGACGGUUUCAGGUUCGUCAAGCGUGCAGCUGCUGGAGCCAAGGACACCCGGCUGGUAGACCUGAGCCCUAACUAUCUGGUUUUUGGAAUGGGUGCACAUGCCUGCCCUGGACGAUGGAUGGCUAGUGCCCUCAUGAAGCUCGCCUUCGCGCAUGUAUUGAACCGGUAUGACAUAGUCUUGCCUAAUUCGGCUUUGAUCCCCCUAACUGGAUCGCUUUCAUUUGAGGAGUUUUAUGUGCCCAAUUUCGGGCUAAAGAUUGCUCUGCGCCAGCGCUAA
Molecule: messenger RNA, 1521 nt
Organism: Penicillium vulpinum
Lineage: Eukaryota; Fungi; Ascomycota; Eurotiomycetes; Eurotiales; Aspergillaceae
Product: cytochrome P450
Exons: 8
Molecular function (GO): oxidoreductase activity, acting on paired donors, with incorporation or reduction of molecular oxygen; iron ion binding; heme binding
Source: RefSeq, a predicted model, not a curated record